Oldenlandia corymbosa var. corymbosa is the source of this 1767-nucleotide messenger RNA. The record is from the annotation of a GenBank genome assembly. Lineage: Eukaryota; Viridiplantae; Streptophyta; Magnoliopsida; Gentianales; Rubiaceae.
AUGUCAACAACGACAGCAACAAGUAUUGCUCAAACGGGAGUCUCUUCUUCCGGGUUAGCAGUGUCAGAGGCGGCAAGAUCAGUCAUGGAAACAGGUGUAACACCAACACUGCCGCCCCCAUCAACCGAAGUUUCGGUUCGACCAGUAAAUCGGAAUCUUGAACAAGAGCUGAGGGGAUCCAAUUACUCACAAGUUCCCAAACAACCAAGGUGUCACAACCGAGCCUCCACCAGUAACCCUGAUGCAUCAUUGAGAGUGCCGCUAUUGGAUCCAUCUACGGCAUUGACACACGAAAAUCUUUUGUAUUCUGCUGCUUUGACACCAGUGCAAGGAUUGACAACUAAUGGGGUAAGUCAAUCAGGAAACAUGUUAGAGGGAACGACAAUUCCUAGCCCUAGCUGGUAUUAUCGUCCUGAGCCAAGUCAGCUAGCUUUUAUUCCACCUAUGGGAAACUUUACUUUCGAUGGAAGACCAUUACCUUAUUCUGGAGUUCCCCAAGUUCCACCAAGGGUACAAACACAAGGCGUUCUCACUCCCUUUAAUGCUCAACACGUACAAGCAAUAGCUAAGACCCCACCAACGGCGAAUCCAUUGCCAAAUAAUGAUCAGAGGUUUGUGGUAUAUGGAAAUCAGCAAGGAAAUCUCACCAAUAAUCCACCGACACCACAAUCCACUCCGAGACAAGGUGCCAGAAUUGUUAUUCCAGAGCAAGGUGAACAGCAAGAAACGGUGCCAAGGAUCAUGCCACGGCGUGUACCGACAGUGAAGGAGAUGUUAUCAAUCAUUGAUUUGUCACAAGUUGAGCAAAAACCUGGUGAGACAACAGAAGCAUAUCUCACAAGAUUCUGUCAAAUGCAUACUAAGAUUCCAGGAACCACUUCUGGUAAAUAUGAAGAAUCGACUGUAGGUAAAAUGGCGAUUUCGGGUAUUCUUGAUUUCAAGUUGAAAUUAGCCGUGACGCCACAUCCAAUCAGAUCAUUGACGCAGUUGAUGGAGCGGAGAUUGUUAACCUCAAGGAUUAUACGUGUGAAGCUUUACGGAGACCUGUCACAUCACAAGCUUACUCUCAGAAUACCAAUCCCACAGGAACCGGUAGAGCUUCCGAUUCCACUACGGCUAAGGUUAUCCAAGCAGAAAACUCCGUCACCAGUGCGUCGUCCUAGAAUGGUAAAGCCCAGGGUAGUUGAUGACAAUCGUUGGCAUCACAAUCAACAUAAAAAAUAUCCUGCUGUUCCUUUAGCAGCAACGGGUCUUACUCGUACUCAAAAGCGACGGUGGCAGCGGUUAAGAGCGGGUUAUUAUCAAGACAUCCAAGCAAAACGGCAACACCAUAUGUCCGUUAGUCCACCGCCAAAGAAACACACUCGUCCAUUGAUGAAACAAUACUGGCGCAAAGUAGCGGACCAUAACCCGUCAGUUAACAUGGUUUAUGUGUUGCCACAGACAUUCUGUUCUACGUCCGACACACUGAUUUGUGAAUCACCAUCAUCUCCUGUUGGCAUUGAGAUGACUGACACUUUUGAUGAUACUCCAGUGCCUCCAGCAAUUCUUUCUGAGCCUGCAGAUAGAAGUGAAAUUGUCACUGCUGAUACGGCAUCAUUUACAAAUCAGACUAAUUCUGUCGAAGCUUGUUACCAUGACAAAGACGUCGGUCCUUACAGGAUGUUAGGGAUCAACAAGUAUGGUAGGCCAAUGCAGGCCACUAUGCGUUGCGAUUGUACCCUUCCUGAAUGGAAGAUGUUGUGGCAAGAGGUCAACAGGCCGUAG